Drosophila biarmipes is the source of this 1909-nucleotide messenger RNA. RefSeq names its product TNF receptor-associated factor 3 (gene Traf-like). Bases 307 to 1725 code for a protein of 472 amino acids. Gene Ontology annotation, biological process: positive regulation of JNK cascade; protein K63-linked ubiquitination; tumor necrosis factor-mediated signaling pathway. The transcript is spliced from 6 exons. Gene Ontology annotation, cellular component: plasma membrane signaling receptor complex; cytoplasmic side of plasma membrane. Gene Ontology annotation, molecular function: tumor necrosis factor receptor binding; ubiquitin protein ligase binding. Lineage: Eukaryota; Metazoa; Arthropoda; Insecta; Diptera; Drosophilidae. The record is from RefSeq and is a predicted model, not a curated record.
GCCAAGUUAGUGGUCAAUGCGAUUCGUUUGUACUCGUUCUUUCUGUUUUUUUUUUCGAAAUCGUACUCGCACCAUUUGAGGGCGCUAUCAGUGCGAGGUUGUCAUAUAGAUUCCAUGGACGCCCUAAUGCUAACACAUGUGCAAAGCUAUAUCUAAGCCACGUCUGUGUGCCGCGUAUGACUAUGCCGAAGGAAAUUCUUAAUCAUUUUCGGCUGAGUUUAGUGUGCAUAGGGCGGUUCUCGCAGCGCCAGAGUAUUUGAUUUCCCUUUUGCAUUAUACUGAAUCCACAUUAAGUCGAAUUCGAAAAUGUCAUUGACCAAGGCGUCGUCGAGGAGGGAUCUGUCGCAGGACUCGAAUCAGAACCACAACGAGAGCGCCCCGAAAUCGACGACCAUAGUCAAGUAUGAGAAGUCGUCGUGCCUCUUCUGCAACGAAUGGUUCGAUGCCCAGACAUUCACGGAACACCUGAUCCACUGCGGCCAGGUGCUGGAGGAGUGCCCCAACGGCUGUCAGGCCUUCAUCCCGCGCAUCCGCAUGCGUUCCCACCAGAAGGAGUGUCCCCGCACCAGUCUGCAGAGCCAGAGCGUCAACAACAGGAUGAGUGUCAGCAUGGAUCGCUUGGACCGACAGUCGGACCAGCGCCUCCUGGUCAUCGAGCAGGAUGUGGGCACCAUUCGGUCCGUCCUCAACGAGGAGAUCCGCCAGCGUCUGCACCUCAUCACCGAUGUGGGAAACAUCCGGAAGCAGAACCAAGUCGUCGAGGACUGGACCCGGGACACCGAGAAGACGCUGGACGAACUCCGCCGCCAGAUGGAAGAGGAAACCAACCGCAAGGCCUUUGCCAUCGAACAGAACCAACUGGAUGUGCAAUACUGCUGUGAUAUCACCCAGUCCUUGAAGGAGCAAGUCGAGUCGAGGCUGGACGAGGCUCAAAAGCUGGUUAACCAGCUCUCGGCGGAUGUGACCUUCCACCAGAAUCAGCUGAACGAUAAUAUCCUUAAGCUGGAGGAGCUGAUCUUCGAAAAUGAGAGGUUGAACAGGGAAAAGUUCCUUCAGAUCGAGGAAUUCCUGCAGCAGAUCAAUGAGGACAUCAAAACAAAGCUGGGCAAUAGUGACUAUGUGACUUCGAAGCUGGCCACAUUGGACUACGAGGUCAAGAAUGUGAAGAACAUUGUGUGCGAAACCGAAGAGCGUUGCGAUAAGCUGGAUAGAGCUCUUCACCAGACCAUGCAGAAUCUGUCGGACCUGGAGACCCAAAUGGCCAUGCAGCAGCGCAUCGCCAGUGUGCAGAACAUAAGAGGGCACUUGAUUUGGCGCAUCAAGGACUACUCGAAGAAACUAGAAGAUUCGAAGCAUUACGACACCAUACUCCACAGCGCCAUGUUCUCCAACAAAGCAUUCGGCUAUGCUCUUCGGUUGGACAUUUUCCUGAACGGCAAGGGCACGUGGAAGGGUCGAAAUGUGAUCGCCUGCCUGAACGUUCUGUCCGGGGAGUACGAUCCCCUCUUGGCCUGGCCCUGCCGCCUCCAGGCCGAGAUCAUCAUCCGGGACCAGAGCUCCAGCCUGGCGGAGGCGGAGGACUAUAUCAAGACCGUGAACGUGCGCAAGAAGAGCGACGACUUCAUCCAGACCAACCAGUACUUCCACAUACCCCACAGGGUAAUCACCAGUCGCAACUAUCUCCGCAACGACUCCUUGUUUAUCGAGGUGCGAGUCCUCAAAUGAUACCCUAAGUUUGCCCAUAUUUGACAAGGAAAAUUCCAUUGAUUCAAUACACACAUAUAUAUUUGUAAUAAUUUAUUCCAUUGACAGCGAGCUAGAAGUUAAAAGAACCCGCUUACAAACACGAUUAUGUGUGCAUAGUAGUGUAUAAGUGAAUACAAAUAGAUUCUUCGUUUCAAUAUGCGUA